This is a messenger RNA of Penicillium oxalicum, 2628 nucleotides long. Its product is annotated as F-box and WD domain protein. The record is from RefSeq and is a predicted model, not a curated record. Lineage: Eukaryota; Fungi; Ascomycota; Eurotiomycetes; Eurotiales; Aspergillaceae. Gene Ontology annotation, molecular function: protein binding. The transcript has 2 exons. The coding region runs from base 1 to 2628 and encodes 875 amino acids.
AUGGAGGAACAGACUGGACCAGACUCAUCAUCCUGCCCAGCGUUGAAGCUGCAGGCAACCUCCUUUUCGGGGUAUACAGCCACGACUUUGUCGCCCGCUUUUCGUUUGGACGAAGGCUAUUCGGAUGACACAAGGAGCCCAGCCGAUAAGGAUUUACCGGUAGAAGGUUCUAUGUCGCUUCCAGAAUGGGUCCUGGCCCAAAGUGAAGCGGAUCGAGCAGCCUUGGCGUAUACCAUUCUCCGUUCGCUUCCAACUGCGACUCUCGCCGGCAUUGUCGAGCAUCUGACGCCCCUUCUUCACAUGGACCCGGUGGUCAAACUUCCCCCCGAACUCACUUUCCAAAUAUUUUCAUAUCUCGAACCCCGUCAGCUCCUGACCGCAUCGCUGGCAUCUCGCUCGUGGCGCAGUCGCAUUUUGGACUCGGGACUAUGGCGCGUUCUCUAUAUCAACGAGGGGUGGCGCGUAGACGUGCGUGCCAUUCGCAACUUCGAACAGGAGCAAUCGGAAGCGCUGUCGCCGCAGACCCGCCGUGCACGGCCACAAUGCUCGGACCCUGAUCUGAGCGAGCCCAAACAAAAGAAGCGCGUUCCGAUGUCAUGGUAUGAUACGCGCACUGCGGAUGAUACUUUGUCCUCCAACGGCAAGGCCGAGCCGGAUGAUGAAGGCGAUCAUCACAUGGUUGAUGCGAGCGAGCGAACGACCCAGCUUGCGAGAGAGAGACCCCGGCUGGAAUCCCCAACGCCUGCUCUCAACUCCGCCUCGCUUCUUCAACCCCCUCUGCGGUCGUCGCUUGUGGUGCGUAUGCCCAAUGGCUCUGCCAGAAUCAAUUGGAUGCACCUCUACAAGCAGCGCCGGCGGUUGGAAGCAAACUGGCACCAUGGUCGAUUCACAAACUUCCAACUUCCCCACCCCUCCCAUCCGGAAGACGCCCACCAGGAGUGCGUUUAUGCCAUUCAGUUCGAGGGAAAGUGGCUUGUCAGCGGUAGCAGAGACAGAACCGUCCGGGUGUGGGACUUGGAGACCAAACGAUUGUGGUAUCGUCCUUUGGUUGGCCAUGCAAAGUCAGUUUUGUGCUUGCAAUUUGACCCGAGCCCAGAGGAGGACAUCAUCAUAUCAGGCAGUAGCGACAGAAGUGUCAUCAUGUGGAGAUUUUCGACGGGACAGAGGAUCCACCACAUUGCGAAUGCCCAUGCCGACUCUGUGCUGAACCUCAAAUUUGACCACCGAUUCCUCGUGACAUGCUCGAAAGACCGGACUGUCAAAGUUUGGAAUCGACAUGACCUCCUCCCUACCCAUGAGGAUUACCCUCGCUUUUUCAAAGGCGGUGCAGCCAGCUACCCGUCCUACAUCAUCGAUCUCAAUGAAAAUGCCCCCAGUCUCCUUGAAGCUAGUAUCGCCAAUGGGCAAAUUAAAGCUCUCAAGGCAUACUCGCUACUUAUGACGGUAGAAGGCCAUGGGGCUGCUGUCAAUGCCAUGCAACUUGACGGCGAUGAAAUCGUGACCGCGUCGGGAGACCGUAUGAUCAAAGUCUGGAACAUUCGCAACGGUACCUGCGUGAAGACCCUGAUGGGCCACGAAAAGGGCAUUGCCUGUGUCCAAUCUGACAGCCGCCGUAUCAUCAGUGGCAGUAACGACAAUACUGUGCGUAUCUAUGACCAUAUCUCGGGAGCCGAAGUGGCUUGCUUACGUGGACACAACAAUCUCGUCCGCACUGUACAGGCGGGAUUUGGCGAUCCGCCAGGUGCAGACGAAGCCUUGCGACUGGAAGCACUGGAGGUUGACACGGCCUUCUGGAGAGCACAACAGGAAGGGGUCCCUGUUGACCUUGGCCCAGGCGUCUCGCGCCGUGCGGGCUACACCUCCAAUACGGCCGGGUCGCGAAACCCCCGUGAUAUCCGAGCCAUCGGGGCCAAAAUUCCUCCGGGUGGUGGAGGCAGCAUGUGGGGGCGCAUUGUCUCCGGCUCCUACGAUCAAUCUAUCCUGAUCUGGCACAAGGAUCGGGAUGGGGCAUGGUCAAUUGGGCACAGAUUGCUGCAGUCGGAUGCCGCAGCUAAUGCGGCUCGUGGGACACUAAGCGCCGCCGCACGGGCUGCCAUUCAGACUCAGGUUCGACAUUUACAGGCUGCUCAGGCGCCGGGCCCGGCAACUCCAGCAGCUCAGAAUGCCACGGCGGACCAGCGAUCGAGUCAUUCCACAGAACUUCAACCCCAAGGGAACACACCGGGAAGUCAAGAGGGGAAUGCCGCUGCUGUUGCUGGCCCGUCGACGAUGCCCGGUUCAGCAAAUGGCACCGAUCCCACUUCGAUCAAUGGGUCAGCUCAAAUAUUGCAGCAACCCCCUUCAGCUUCUCCAAUUCCCCCAGCAACACCGGCAACGGUGACACCAGCGGCUGCGGCCGCUAUCGCCGCCGUCGCCAUACCCGGUAAUCCACCGCAAAUGGCCCCUGCUCGCCAGAUUCAUCAACUUCACCGCAAUCGUGCGCCAGCCCCGACAUCCCGAGUCUUCAAGGUUCAGUUUGACUCGCGCAAAAUAGUCUGCGCAAGCGUUGAUCCCCGUAUAGUUGGCUGGGACUUUGCCUGUGGCGACGAAGAAAUUCUGGAGGCAUGUCGUUUCUUCCAAGGACUUUAA